AUGACAAUAUUCAUGAAUUCAUCAAAUCCUCUUAUUUUCCCCUGUAUUCUAGAUUGUGUUUGCUCAUAUAACCAUAUAUUAACCAAAGAUUGUUGUUGCAAAAAUUUAAAUAUAAGGUUGAUUGGGGGAAGGUUAGACUGUUUACCUUGUUUUGAUGACAUAUUAAUUGGGUGUACUGUGGACUAUGAGUAUGAUUAUUUAUCGAUGUGCAACAAAAUGUUUGAUUUUUUUUUUUCUUCUUCUUCGUUUUAUUUUCCUUUCUUUGCUUGUCUCCAAAAAUGUGCUUCGCGUGUUUCUGAAAACGUUAAUGAAAAAGAAGAAAUACCAAAACAAAACUCUUCUUGCCUUUCAACACGUCUUGCUAUAAUGUCAACAGAUUAUAAACCCAAGUUCGUUGAAUGGAUUGAAGAGGAGGCAAUCACAGCAACUCGCCGUGGUCUUAAAACAGUGGAUUUAUACAACAAGAUAUUAAAACAAUUGAGACAAUUUCCAGAUCCGAUAUGUGAUUUGAAAACCUUGAAACUGGUCAGAUUUAUUGGUGAGAAAACAGCUGAUCAACUUAGGAAGAAAGUAGUUUCUCAUUGCAAUGAGCAAGGUAUUACUGUCCCAAGAGGAUUUAUGGAAGUUGCCGAGAAACAUAGAAUAGAUAUGGAUGAGUUCACUCUGAAUCUAGGUUCUGGUGGCCUGUCUUCAAGUAAUGGUCCACCCGCUAAGAAAGCCAGAAAAUCAGCCACAGGAAGAGGAACCGCAAAAUAUAUUCCAAAACAAAGAUCAGGGGGAUUUGCCAUUUUAAUUGCGUUAUUUCUUCAUGAUAGAAACCAGAAUGGAAUGACAAAAGAUCAGAUAAUUAAACUUGCAACACCAUAUUGUGAUCGAUCGUUUACUAAUAAUGCCGCAAGCAAGGAAUACUAUUCGGCAUGGAGUUCAAUCAAUACGAUUAUUAAGCAUGAUUUGGUGAGUGUAACUGGUAGAUCACCAAAGAUAUACUUUUUAACUGAAGAAGGUAAAGUAUUAGCUGAACAAUUAAAAAAUACGGUUGGAAUUUCUUCAUCUCCAAUGACAGACAAAGUUGACCUUGAAGGAAUUGAAAGAUCAUUUGACAAUGGUGUUAGGUUUGAGUCAAGUUUCGAAGUGAGCUUUGAAGCUUCAUCACCUCUUGCGAAUUUGGCAAGUUCACCUAUCAGACGUAUCAACAACCCAGCACACAAUAACAAAUAUAUUCAACAGGUUUUGAGUAGCAAAAACAAAAUUUCUUCAGGGGUUUCAGAACUGAGUAAGCGUACACAUGACGCGGGAAACAGAAGAUUUGAUGAUACCAGAUAUGAAAUAUGGCGAAAAGAAGAUUACGACGUUGUGUUGUAUAUUGAUAACCGAGAAAUUAGAUCCGAGCAAGAGCGAGACCAUUUUCAAAGAAGACUAAGCAUGAUGGGUGUAGCAUGUGAAGUAAAAGCAUUAUCUUCGGGCGAUACUAUCUGGGUCGCCAAGAAUCGUGUCAACGGGAUGGUUGCCGUGUUAAACUAUUUGUGUGAAAGAAAACGACUUGAUGAUUUGUGUGAUUCGAUUAAAGAUGGUCGAUUUAAGGAACAAAAGAGCAGAAUGAAGAAAACAGGUAUCAAGCACUGUUAUUAUCUUGUGGAAGAAAUGAUUAGUUUUAAUGAUAAAGUCAACGAUAUUAUCGACAGUAUUCAAUCUUCGGUAGCCCAAACAAUGACCAGUGGUCGACUUUAUCUAAGGAGAUUUAGAGAUAUAGAUGAAACCACAGCAUUCUUGGCAUCCAAUACCAGAGCUAUUGAAAGUUUCAAAUCAGACUUAAUUGUUAUAAAACCCGAUGACAUCAAAAACCAACAAGAUUAUUUGGAUAUACUCACGAAGUUCAGGAACAAGUUUGAAGUUAGUAAGCAAGGUUAUGAAUGCGUUCAUUUAUUUUCAAGUUUUCAAGAUAUGAUGGGUAAAUCGAAUCAGAUGACCGUGAAAGAGAUGUAUAUGCUAAUGUUGAUGACUAUUAGGGGCGUAUCCUUGGACAAGGCAGUCGUGUUGCAAAAUAGGUUUCCUACCCCUAAAAGUUUGCUAGAGUUUUAUCACACGGAAAAUGCAAAUGCUCCAGAGGAAUACAAGAAAACUCUUAUGAUGAAAGAAUUCAAAGACCAAGUGGGUAAUAAAAAGAUCGGUAAAGCUUUGCUGGAAAAGAUUUAUGAUGUAUGGGGUAAAUAG
Messenger RNA from Candida tropicalis MYA-3404, 2211 nucleotides. RefSeq lists its product as uncharacterized. Gene Ontology annotation, molecular function: crossover junction DNA endonuclease activity; 3'-flap endonuclease activity; DNA binding. The transcript has a single exon. The record is from RefSeq and is a predicted model, not a curated record. Gene Ontology annotation, cellular component: nucleus; Holliday junction resolvase complex. The coding region runs from base 1 to 2211 and encodes 736 amino acids. NCBI's taxonomy places the organism in Eukaryota, Fungi, Ascomycota, Pichiomycetes, Serinales, Debaryomycetaceae. Gene Ontology annotation, biological process: double-strand break repair via break-induced replication; mitotic intra-S DNA damage checkpoint signaling; resolution of meiotic recombination intermediates.